This is a messenger RNA of Amborella trichopoda, 1923 nucleotides long. Its product is annotated as putative xyloglucan galactosyltransferase GT20. NCBI's taxonomy places the organism in Eukaryota, Viridiplantae, Streptophyta, Magnoliopsida, Amborellales, Amborellaceae. Gene Ontology annotation, molecular function: glycosyltransferase activity. The record is from RefSeq and is a predicted model, not a curated record.
AUGGCAGCCACCCUCCUUAGAAAGAGAGCUUUAGAAGCCAGGCGUCUGACCAAAGAAACUGGCCUUCUUGAACUUUUUCUUCGCAAGCUCCUCAUUCUUCCAGCCACUAUCAUUCUCUUAAUGCUCUUGUGUUUUUGGGUUUCUUCCACUCUUCUUUCAUUCUCCUUCUUCCAUUUUUGUAUCUCCUCUCGAAAGCUCGAUGUCUAUUGCUUAUCAGCUGGCACUGCCCCUAUUUCUAGUCACCACCAACUUUAUCAGACCUUCGACAAAGGUAUUGAAGCUUCUCUCCCCUCCCACUCCAAAAAUUACAGCUACCCAAUCCUCGACUCCACCAAAUCUAGUAGCAAUCAAAGAGGCGAGACCUUUGACAAAGACAUCAAAGUUUCUCUCAAAUCACUCCCACAAAAUUAUGUUGCCCCAGUUGUCGACUCUGCCAAAUCUAGCAGCAACCAAACUGAUCAUACCUUCAAGAAAGAUACAAGGGCUUCUCUCAACUCGUUCCCCCAAGAUUUCAGCACCCCAGCGACUGAUUCUGCCAAAUCCAGUCAAAGAGAAGAAAACUUCGACAAAGAUAUCAAAGCUUUGCUCCCCCAUGUGCCCCAAAAUUCCAGCCAGCCAAUUGCCGAUACCACCACGACUAACAAAGGAAGUCGAAGAAAUAUGAACAUACAAGCUCUCUCUGCCGUAGAAGAACAAAUGAAAGCCCUCAGAACUUUGAGAAACCAUGCCUUGACCAGGAACAAAACAUGCCAAGGCAGAGGAAUCUAUGUAUACGACCUCCCCUCUAAAUUCAACAAGAACUUAGAAGACCAUUGCGAGGGCCUUCUUCCAUGGACGAACCUUUGCAACUUCUUCUCCAACAAAGCAAUGGGCCAACCCAUCCAAGAACUUGGACCCAAUUGGUAUAACACUCAUCAAUAUUCUCUAGAGCUCAUUUUUCACCAUAGAAUGAACACACACCCUUGUAGAGUCUAUGACCCAAGCCAAGCUCUACUCUUUUAUGUGCCAUUUUAUGCAGGGCUAGAUGCUAUGAGAUGGCACUUUAGGACCAAUGUGAGCAAUGAGCUCAAAGACCAGCUUGGUCUGGACUUGGUCAGAUGGCUAGAUACUAAGCUCACUUGGAAGAAAAACCAAGGCAAAGACCAUGUCUUUGUGUUGGGCAAAAUUUCUUGGGAUUUUAGGAGAACAAAUGGAGGAAAUCCAAAUUGGGGCACCAGUUUUUUGGAGUUGGAAGCUUUGCAAAAUCCUACAAAAGUCUUGAUAGAGAGGCAACCAUGGCACCCAAAUGAUGUAGCAGUUCCCCACCCAACAUAUUUUCACCCACGUGUGGACCAAGACAUAAAACUAUGGCAAACGACUGCAAUUUCAUCCAAACGCCCCAAACUCAUUGCAUUAGCAGCUGGCACACGUGUGGGCCCAGUAGGAGGGCUAAGAGCUCGAUUGAUAGAGCAGUGCACACUUGCCGAUCACACGUGCGAGUUUCUGAACUGCAGCCAAAGUCGGACGUGUGGGAAACCGGAGAGAGUGGUGAGUUUAUUCAUGGGGUCUGAGUUUUGCUUACAACCACCAGGCGAUAGCCCAACAAGAAAGUCAGUGUUUGAUGCUUUGGUGGCUGGGUGCAUUCCUGUAAUUUUCGAUCCUUUUACGGCUUAUUACCAGUAUGCUUGGCAUUUGCCUGAGGAGAGAGAGAGGUGGUCUGUGUAUUUGGAUGGUGAGGAGGUAAGAGAAGGGAGGGUGGAUGUUGUUGGGGUUUUGAAGGGGGUGAGGAGAGAGGAGAGAGACAGAAUGAGAAGAUUUAUUUUGGAGGAGGUGAUGCCAGGUUUGGUUUAUGCUGAGGGGGAGGGACUCGAGUGGUUUAGGGAUGCCUUUGAUAUUACACUUGAUGCUUUGGUAGAGAGAGUGAGAAGAGAUAGUAGAGUGUGA